UUUCCUAGUCUCACUCCGUCAACACUCGUCGCUCUUCGCUCUGCUCGGCGACGCCCUCUUUGUUCGAUCUCUCUCCCUGUUUCCUUCCCCAUCAGCUCGCUAUUACCUCUACUUCCUUAAUCGCGGUGGGAUUACAGCUGUGGUGGAAGGUAGAUGGCGGAAGCAUGCGAUCGAAGUGCUUUGGUAGGCAGAUGAUGUGCGGAACACUGUUGAGUUGACUCUCUGAGGUUGUUAGCAGAGAAUUGUAAAGAAUUUUUCAGCAUGCAGGGCCUAAGUACUAGUUGUAUUCAGCAAAGGUUUCCUCUAAUUAGAUGUUCCGAUUCUAAUGACAAGAAGUCUCAACGACGAAGAAAGACAAGAGAGGAAAGGAGAACGAUGGUGGAGUCAUUUAUCGACAAAUACCGAUUGUCAAAUCAGGGUAAAUUCCCUUCGCUUAAUAUGACACACAAGGAAGUUGGUGGAUCGUUCUACAUAGUUAGGGAAAUUGUUAGAGAUUUAAUUCAGGAAAAUCGGGUGUUGGGUCCUGGUAGUCCAAGUAUGAAACUACUCACUCUCGAAGAUUGUUUGGAAGAACAUGAGACUGAAUUGUAUACCAUGGAUUCCAAGGAUGAAUUAUCUGAGUUAUCCAUUGAACUUCCAAUUGAUGCGAAGCAGAAAGAAACAUUUUCUCACCCAUGCGGCGCCAAGGUUACUGAUGAAUUUAUAGCACUUGAGAAUAAUGAUCUAUUUGUACACGAACAGGAUUCGCAGAUGGUAUUCUCACAUGUGAUAGACCAUGGAUUUAACCAUCUACAACAGAACACCUACGGUGCAAAGGAACAUGAUAAUUUAGUUGCAUAUGAGUUUGAUGAAGUAAACAAAAGAGAGCUACCAAUUCAGACAGAAGUCAGGCAAGAAAUCAGUGCAGAAGUUCAAGGGGAUAUAGAAAGAUUCAAUAUUCAAAAGGUUGAACAACCAAAACCUUUGUGUGGGGCUUUGUCUCCUGCUGCUGAAGAUCAGCUGGCGUUGCCUGAAGAUGUGAUGGAGGAUUGUAAUAGGCUUCCAGAGUCAGCAGAAAAAUUUACAAAAAUCAAUGAAAGUCAUAUGGCUGCUAGACUACCAGAAGUGGAGCUCUCUCUAAGCUCAUUGAAUUCUGAUCCUUUUUUCUAUGAUGUAGGAGUUGCUUCAUUCUCAUCUUCUGCCAUUAAUGGUGAUUUAGAAUCAGUAUGCUUGGGAAAAGAUGAUAUCGUUAAAUCCAAAGAAUCUUUAUCAAAGGAACAGAAAUUGUCACACGUGCAAAUUGAUACAUUUUCUAAUGCAAAUGGAAGAGAGCUCAUAAAAGAUGAUUCUUAUGGUUUAGAUGGAGAAGCAAACCUUACAUCCGUGUCACAAAGUUUACUUGUCCCUUCAUCUGCCACCUCAGUGACUGAGGAACCAAGUAUGCCUCAGAUUCAUGUUAUGGAUAGCACCAAGCACGAAGCCAAAUGUGCUUUAGUUGAGCCACUUUCUCCAAGGAUGGAAGAAGAAGCCACAAUGAUAUCGACUGCUGAGGAUGAAAGUGAUAGUAGUAGCAGUAAGGACAUGGGUACCUCUUCCAGCAGCAAGAAUGCAAAUGGCAGUGAAGAAAUGCAGUUGGAGAAGAAUCCAGUGUGGGGUGCCAUAAAAGCUUUUGUGAGCGCUUUCUUCAAGUUCUGGAUGGCGUAGAUGUCUGAUAAUACAAAUCGCCACAAUCCUUCUUUAAUCUGUAAGAGAAAAAAAAUGCAAUUGUUCCACUUAUUCUCUCUCUCUUUUUUUUUGUUUGGUUUUUAAAAUUUUGCACUUGAAGAAGUAGCUAUUUGGAAGUGUUCCUCUCAUUCUUUUUUUCUCACUUGUUUUUGCCUUCUGCAUCUACAUGGAUUAUCGAUUUGUUACGUUUUACAAAUAACAAUAUAUGGAAUCAUUAACUAA
Zingiber officinale is the source of this 1926-nucleotide messenger RNA. RefSeq lists its product as uncharacterized. The coding region runs from base 262 to 1683 and encodes 473 amino acids. The record is from RefSeq and is a predicted model, not a curated record. NCBI's taxonomy places the organism in Eukaryota, Viridiplantae, Streptophyta, Magnoliopsida, Zingiberales, Zingiberaceae. The transcript has 5 exons.